Aspergillus fumigatus Af293 is the source of this 441-nucleotide messenger RNA. RefSeq names its product Defensin domain protein (gene AfusinC). The record is from RefSeq and is a predicted model, not a curated record. Gene Ontology annotation, biological process: defense response. Lineage: Eukaryota; Fungi; Ascomycota; Eurotiomycetes; Eurotiales; Aspergillaceae.
AUGCGUUUCACCACCAUCGUCACUCCCCUCCUGGCGAGCGCCACCCUCGCCUCCGCCUUCUGCCACAACUCCAUCUCCUGCAUGAUGGGCGGCGACUCCACCUGCAACAACGUCUGCGUGCGCCAGGGUAACCCCAACGGCGGCCGCUGCCUCCCCCGCGACGGCUGCCCCGGCUACGACAUCUGCGCCUGCUACCCGAACAACAAGCGCAGCGACGAGGUGAUUGAUGCCGACGAGCCCCUGCGUGAAGCCCUGAAGAACAUGGGCAUCGAGGAGGAUACCGUGGAGAAGUUGGAAGCUAGAGAUGCCUCCUUGGAUAAGCGCAGCAUCUGCUGCAGCUUCCCCGACCCCUGGGGAGGACUCUGCUGUGAGGAUCACUGCAGCUACAUUGGAAAGCCUGGUGGACAGUGCUCCGACAAGGGUGUUUGCACCUGCAACUAG